Molecule: messenger RNA, 1334 nt
Organism: Gryllus bimaculatus (two-spotted cricket)
Lineage: Eukaryota; Metazoa; Arthropoda; Insecta; Orthoptera; Gryllidae
Source: the annotation of a GenBank genome assembly
GCCUUGUGCGGGAAGUGGGGUGGGGGAACGUUUGUGUGUACAAAAUGGAUGGGGGUUGGUGUUUAUUUACUUUAGGGGUUAUAAAUCGUUGCAGUCUGGGAAGAUGAAAUGACUCACUUAAUAAUCUAUUUUUCGUAAAAUAUUUAAUAAAAACCGACCCAUGUUAAUUAGAUGAAAUACCGUUUUGCAAAGUUAAAUACUGAAGUAAACUCAAAAUGUCAGAUGAAAGCAAUAAAUUUAUUAAGGAGUCUUGCUCAUUGGAAAAUAUUCUGACAUCCAUUGGGGAUUUGUUUGAGGAAUUGGAGUUGUAUGGAGUUCCAUCCCUCCCCGAUAUUAAGGAAACUGACUCGUUGUGCCUGAAGGAAACUACAGUACUCCUUAAGUCAUUAGUUAAUGCAUCAUAUCAUAUGCUAUAUCGACAUCGCAAGGUGCUGCGUGAAUUUGAAGAACUUGAGAUGAAAAGAAUGAGAGACAUGGAUGAUAAUCGUGCCUUAAAAUCAACUGUUGAGCGACUGAAAAGAGACAUCAGUGACAAAGAUCGUGCCUUACUUAAAAAAGAAGAAGAGGGGACUCGCUUAAUGGAAAGGUGUACAAAAACACAACAGGAACUCAAAGUGCAGUCAGAUGAGGCUCGGCAAUUAAAAUGUCAGAUUAAAUACAUUGAGAAAAAGAAUACUCAUGACAUUCGUAAGAAAGAGCAAGAAAUCAACAAACUCCAAAUUCAACUGGAACAGGCAGCUGGAUCAAGAUCUGCAAGUAAAUCCCGGCAGCUUGCCACAUCUAAAGAGAUUAAAGCAUCCAAAAUACCAGCUGAGACAGAAGAAACGUAUCAACAAAUAAUAUGUAAAUUUGAAGCUAAUAAUAAAGAUUUAAUGCUUGAGAAUGAGGUUUUAAACAGAGCAUUUCACAAGUUAAAUAAUGAUUUAGCUUUAUUAGUUUCUGACUUUGGUAGUAUAUUGGUGUUGUUACCUGAAGAGAACAAAGACGUGGAAAAGACUGCUGAAAAACAAAUUAAUGUACAAGAAGAACUAAUAAAAAGUACUCAGGAUUUAUCACUGGAAGAAUGCAUAGCAUCAUCAAAUAAUCAUGUAGUGUUACUGAACACAUAUGUAGAUAAUUUGAAACAACGGUUUACCUAAUAUUUUUAUUGCUGUAAUUAAUUAUAGUGUGAAAUGUGCACGUACUUAUAAGCUUUAGUUUUACUUCCUCUUAUGUUCAAAGACUGAUUUUUGUAAAUGUUAUUUUAUAUUUCUCUUGUUGAUUCUGGCUUGUUUUUGUCAACAUCUAACUUUUUUAUACAAGUGGAUUAAAGUGAUGCACCUACCUACGUAUAA